Messenger RNA from Quercus lobata, 1011 nucleotides. RefSeq names its product Chloroplast-targeted copper chaperone protein. NCBI's taxonomy places the organism in Eukaryota, Viridiplantae, Streptophyta, Magnoliopsida, Fagales, Fagaceae. Bases 105 to 803 code for a protein of 232 amino acids. The transcript has 3 exons. Gene Ontology annotation, molecular function: metal ion binding. The record is from RefSeq and is a predicted model, not a curated record.
UACUACUCCCUAUUUCUUUGCUGCUUGUGCUGCAUUUUCACAAAGAAAAAGCCAAAACUUCCAAGUUAUUCUAUCCUCAACCAUACCAUCCCCCAAGUCCAACCAUGAAAAGAAUGGAUCUUUUCUGUGCAUCACCGGCCUCCACAGCCAUAUGCUCCAGCAUGGAACAACGUUCCAUGGUCCGCCGUGGUCCAAGACCCUAUAAUCGCCACAAUCCACACCUCCAUGAUCGACCAAAAAGCCUACCUCAUGUGCCAUGUUCAUCUCAGUUACCCUUUAAUCCUAAGCCUUACUAUGAAAAGCAUAAGAGGCCCAGUUCCGUUAAACAAAGUGACUACUUACGUAGAAAAAGCUCUGCUAACACAAAUGAUCCGAGUAAUAAUAGUCCUCCUGGUUCCUCUAGAUUUCUCUUAAGUGACAGUGACACACACUUUAUCAACUGGUUGUCAGAGUCUGAGCCUGUCUCUGCAUUGGUUCCUGCUGAGUCGCCAAAGCUUAAGCGCCUCAGCUCAAAUCACCCUCCUGCCUUGAAAUCCUCUUCCUCAGCUCGCUCCCUUGAUCAGGUCGUGGUUUUGAGGGUAUCACUGCAUUGCAAGGGCUGUGAAGGAAAAGUGAGAAAACAUAUUUCAAAAAUGGAAGGAGUAACAUCUUUUAGUAUUGAUUUGGAGACAAAGAAAGUGACAGUCAUUGGGGACGUGACACCUUUAGGUGUACUCGCAAGUGUUUCCAAAGUGAAAAAUGCACAACUUUGGCCGUCUCCUAUAUCAUCAUCUCCAUCACCAUCUUCCCAAUGGUCAGCAUAAGAAAUUAACUGCAAAUAAUAUUAGAGUUUAAUGUACAAGUUUCGAUGGUGUGUGUUACUGUGUCUGUAUGUGGUUAGAUGCUUAAUCAACGUAUCAUGUUUCAAUAUGUACCUGUAAUGUAAAUGUCAAAACUCUUUCUUCUAUGGGAUUGGAAUCGUAAUCUUUCUUGUUUAAAAAGAAAGUUAAAGUUAAAGAGGUGGUUUGGUAA